Messenger RNA from Linnemannia hyalina, 1398 nucleotides. Lineage: Eukaryota; Fungi; Mortierellomycota; Mortierellomycetes; Mortierellales; Mortierellaceae. The record is from the annotation of a GenBank genome assembly.
AUGCCCACCAGCGUCAUGAACACCCCUACUGCUCCUCAGGGUACCAGCGUAGCUGCUGCUCCUGCUGCUCCCAACACCACCUCCAAUGCUCCCAAUACCCCCGGAGCUGAGACCCGUGGCCGUGAGCGUCAGGGUUCCUUUGGAGGUUCUACCCGGGCAAAGAUCCUCAAGCCCUUCAACACCGCCAACAUCAAGAUCCUCUUGCUUGAGAACGUCAACGAGACCGCCGUCCGCGCUCUCCAGGACCAAGGCUACCAGGUCGAGACACACGCCAAGGCAUUGGCUGAGGAUGUGUUGAUUGAAAAGAUCAAGGAUGUCCACUGUGUGGGUAUCCGCUCCAAGACCAAGCUGACCAAGAAGGUUCUGGAUGCGGCUGAGAAGUUGGGCGUCAUUGGAUGUUUCUGCAUCGGCACCAACCAGGUCGAUCUCGAGCACGCUGCUUCCAAGGGUAUCGCCGUCUUCAACUCGCCCUUCUCCAACUCGAGAUCUGUCGCCGAGUUGGUCAUUGCUGAGAUUGUCCUCUUGUCUCGUCAGUUGGGUGAUCGCAACAACGAGAUGCACCAGGGUAUCUGGUCUAAGGUCUCGGCUAACUGCUACGAGAUCCGUGGCAAGACUCUCGGAAUUAUUGGCUAUGGACACAUCGGAUCGCAGCUGUCAGUCCUCGCAGAGUCAAUGGGCAUGCGCGUCUUAUUCCACGACGUCGUCCCCCUGAUGCCCCUGGGCACCUCAAAGCAGGUCGGCUCCCUCGAUGAGCUCCUUGAGAACUCGGACUUUGUCACCCUUCACGUCCCCGAGACCGAGGAAACAAAGAACAUGAUUGGCGAACACGAACUCUACAAGAUGAAGCAGGGCUCCUUCCUCAUCAACGCCUCCCGCGGAACUAUCGUCCAGAUCUCUGCCCUCGCAAAGGCCCUCCGUUCCGGACACAUUGGCGGCGCCGCCGUCGAUGUGUUCCCCAAGGAACCCGCCGCCAACGGAAAGUUUUUUGAGUCUGAACUCAUCGGAUGCCCCAACACCCUUCUCACCCCCCACAUUGGAGGCUCGACCGAGGAGGCCCAGUCGAUGAUCGGUGUCGAGGUCUCCCAGGCCUUGAUCAAGUUCAUCAACAACGGUACCUCGAUCGGCGCCGUCAACUUCCCCGAGGUCGACCUCCGUGCCAUUCGUGACGAGGAGAACUCGAUCCGUCUCUGCUACACCCACGCCAACGUCCCUGGAGUCUUGCUCAGGAUCACAAACAUUCUCGCGGACCACAACGUCGACAAGCAGUUCUCGGAUUCCAAGGGUAAGAUCGCUUACCUUAUGGCCGAUAUCUCGGACGUCACCCCCGAGCAGAUCCAGGAUAUCUACCGUCGUGUCAGUGAGACCCCCACCAACAUUGUCACCCGCGUCUUGUACUAA